UAGAGGAUUGUUUUAAUAACAAAAACGCGUUAUUUAAUAAAAUAUCUAUAAUGUCGCGUUUUUGAUAUAUUACAAGACAAAGACUUAUGUUCACAUCCAGACAUGAGAGUAAAAGAGACAGAUGAUUUGUUGACUAAUUAUUCGUUCCUUCCGUUCUCGUCACUCAUUUCAGUCUUCAUUUUUGUUUAGUUUGCCAUUGACUAUCAGAGUGUAAACAUCUUAUUAGCCACUUUAUUUUUUUUUACAUUAGUACCAUGGCUGACGGCGAACAGCCUAAAAAAUGUUUUUUCUGUGGAAUCAGCACAGGACCUCGUACCAGACGGAACGCACCUUCAAUACGUACUUAUCAACUGACAGAACGCUAUUUGACCACUCGUCCACACAUUUUGGCCUAUGCCCAACACAUGUUUGAUGUAUUCAAUAUAUCCGAAGACGACAAAGCGUGUCGACCCUGUACUCAGCGUGCCGAGCGCUUCUAUAAAAAACAGCAAACAGAAGAUGCGCGACGUGAUAUAGCAGUUGAAUAUGUGUCAUCUUUAUUGUCGGUUGAAGUAUCAGAUCAGUCACUAGAUCCAGAUCCCUUAACAUCACCGAAUAGCACUGCUGGGAAAAAUAGUGACAAUGAAGAAUCCUCCACACUUCAAGAAGUUAAUGAAGCUAGAAAUAAAACUCAAAGACUAGUCAUUAAUGGCUUCAAGAGAUUCUCCUCUACUUCUACUUAUUGUAUAGUCGCUGGAUGCAAUAAAAAGGAUUUACAUAGAAUUAAUAAUGUUCUUAGGACGUAUAUACUGUCAUUGAAAAGUAUUUAUGUGCCCAGCGAAGCACGAGUAUGCUCCCAACACCAGGAAGGACAAAUAUGGCAGAAUAUAGAAGAAUACAGCCGACCUAUGCACAACAACUUCAACAGUGAACAAAUUAGAGAUAUGUUGAUAUUACUGCAGAAAAAAGCGAUAACUUUUACAAAAGCUGAGAAGCUUUAAUGACUGUUAUGUUUGUAAGGAUAUCUUGAGAUAUUUAAGAUGUUUAAGAUGUAGGAGAACCUACUUAAUUAUAUUUUGUUAAUGAAAAUCGAACUAAUGAUUUAGCAUCAUAAAUGUGAAAUUCCUUAACUGUAAAAUAGACUUCUGGAACGGAACUGUAUUAGAAAUGUAGUAGUAGUAAUACAUGAGGACCCUAAGCAAAAUGGCGCGUUAAUCGCAAGGUUAACAAAGAAAGAUAUACACAUUCGUGAGCGAGGUAAAUGUGUGUGUAUCAGGUAGCAAUAUUUGAAUGCAUAGAGCUGUAAACACUCAUCUGUCGUCUCGGUGACCUGCGACAUGUAUAGGUACUGGGGACGAGGAGAGCAUUGCUUCUAUGGACAUAAGAGAGCAUAAUUCUAAAAUCAAAAGUGAGGAUUCCUACAGAGAAGCAUAUAAUCUAUUCUGCCGGGAAUCCUCUUACAGAUCAUCUACAUUCUGCAUACAACGCCUAAUAAAAAGGGCGAGCAUAAAAGAUCUCCGGUGCUACAGGUUUAAAAUGAACGUCCAAACUUAUAAAUAAAAAAAUAAAUAAACAAUAUGUAAAUCGACUUCAUUUCGAUUGAUAUAUGUUUAGCCCAAUAAUAUAUGGAGGUAAAUAACCUCCAAGGAAUUGGCAUAAGAUAAGGUUUAACUUCCCCAAAACAGAUGAAGGAAGGUAUAAAUAGAUGCCAGUCUAUUUUCCGUUCAAUAAUGUCAGAUAAUUUAAAAGAGGUAGUUGUACCUUCAAGGAAUUGGUAUAAAAUAAGUAUUAACUUGCCCACACCAAUGAAGGUAAUUUUAGAUAGAAAUGCUUUAUAGACGCACUUUUACAUAACUACGAUCAUUAUUAUAGUGUUCACUUAUUUGUUAUUUAUGUCUUCUUGUAUGUAAGUUGUUAUCGACAUAAUAUCGGCUCGUUAGCCAUAGCUCCACGUCUUUACUCCGCGGUGCUUGCGCAGGGAAUCCCUUCCCUCUUGCGCACGGCGGUCCGUGUACGCUCGGCUCGAGACGAUAAUAAACUACUAGUGUUUCCACAUACACUACAAUUAUGAUCAAUAUUGAGUACUGUUACUGACUUGAGAA
Molecule: messenger RNA, 2081 nt
Organism: Achroia grisella
Lineage: Eukaryota; Metazoa; Arthropoda; Insecta; Lepidoptera; Pyralidae
Exons: 2
Coding region: 255-980 (241 amino acids)
Source: RefSeq, a predicted model, not a curated record